UUAGAGAACCAGACCGAGCAGGAACAGCUCACGGAAGAAGUUAAUCAGUUGCAAGAGAAGGAAGGGAUGAAUAGCGAGGUUGGCGAGCUAGAAGAACAGCUGGCAAGAAGAGACCAGGAAAAGAAUGAACUAGAAAGGAACCUUUCAACAGCUCAGCAGAUAUUACGUGACAAUCAGGCUCAAAGAUCACUAGAAAUGGAUUGUCAAGAAGCACAAAAGCGACAACUGGGGGAGAAAGCUGAGGGAGAUGAAACUUUACGAGAACACUUUGAGGAAAUGGAACGAAGGUCGAGAGAAGAAAAGAACCAGACCGAGCAGGAACAGCUCACGGAAGAAGUUAAUCAGUUGCAAGAGAAGGAAGGGAUGAAUAGCGAGGUUGGCGAGCUAGAAGAACAGCUGACAAGAAGAGACCAGGAAAAGAAUGAACUAGAAAGGAACCUUUCAACAGCUCAGCAGAUAUUACGUGACAAUCAGGCUCAAAGAUCACUAGAAAUGGAUUGUCAAGAAGCACACUUCCAGUGGCAACUGGGGAUGCAAAAACUGGGGGAGAAAGCUAAGGUAGAUGAAACUUUACGAGAACAAUUUGAGGAAAUGGAACGAAGGUUGAGGGAAGAAAUAACUGAGAAAGAUGCGAGACAAGUAGUUUUGUGUGAACAGAUCACAGAAAAGGACCAGCAGUUGACGGAGAUGAUACAAGAAUUGACAGUGACAGAGGAGCGAGAAGAAGAUCUUAAGACGCAGCUAAGGAAUGUAGAAGAACAGCUAAGAGAGAAUGAGGAUCGAGUUGAGAAUUUACGAACGAACCUGAAAGAUGUUGAGCAACGAUUAACGCAGAAAGAGGCACAAGAAGAAAAUUUACGAUCAGACCUGGAGCAGAUAGAACAAAGGAUGAGAGAAGAAUUAACACAAAAGGAAACGAGAGAAACUGAGUUGCGCAAACAGCUUAGAGAAAAGGAGGAGCAGGCUGUUGACUACCAGAGACAUUUGAGUGGGAUGGAACAGCAAUUGUCAGAAAAAAACCAUCAAAAGGAAACUUUGCUGAGACAAAUUAGGGAGAUGGAACAGCGAUCGAGAGAGGUUACAGCGGAGAAUGAGAUGAGAGAAAAUGAGUUUCGUAAACAACUCAGAGAGAGAGAGCAAGAACUGAGGGAGAUGGCACAUCAGUUGACUGAGAAGGAGCAAAAAGAGGAGAACUUACGCAAGCAAAUAAGGGUGCACUUAAUGGAACAACGGCUGAGAGAAGAAAUGAUAGAAGAAGCUACUAGGCUUGGUGAGCAGCUUAGAGAAAGGGAUCAACAAAUAGAAAACUUUCAGAUGCAGUUGCAAGAGUUGCGUGAACAACUCAGAGAAAAGGAUCAGCAUUCAGCAAACGUUCGAACGCAGCCGGAGGAGCGAUUUAGAGAAAUGGUAGCAGAAAAUGAAAAUCCACGACAACAGGUUGUUAACCUCGAGAAUCAAGCCGGAUCACAGUCCAAUGAUUGGGUAAUUUCCCGGGAUGAUAUUCAGUUGACUGAUAAAAGCCUUGGAGUUGGAGGGUGGGGCGAGGUUUUCGAGGGCAGGUACUGUGGUUGUUCUGUUGCCGUGAAGCGAAUCCAUGAGGCAAUUAACUCGCCUUACAACCAGAGUUUGUUCCAGAGGGAAAUUGAUAUUGCUUCGCGAUGCCGACACCCUUGCUUACUGCAGUUUAUUGGAGCGACUAAUGAUGAGGAAAUUCCAUUGUUUGUUACUGAGCUGAUGGAAUCGAAUUUGCACGAGCUACUGAGACAACGACGUCUUUCCCGUAAGGAAAUCACCGUAAUUUCGCUCGAUGUGGCUCGAGCGUUGAACUACCUCCACCAAAAGAAACCUUUUCCUAUUUUUCACCGCGAUGUUAGUAGCGGCAAUGUGUUGCUAUGGCGACAGGGUGAUCAAUGGCGAGGCAAAGUGUCAGAUUAUGGCUCUGCUAAGUUCGAGGAACAGUUUAUGUCAAUUGGCCCAGGAUGUUUCGCCUACAGUGCGCCUGAAGUGCAGAGACAAGCAAAGCAGACAGCAAAGGUGAGAAAAUAAGCUUACAGAAUUUCCUUGGAGAUAUUUUUUUUAAAACAUGAACCCUUUACAAUUAAGGAUUAAACAGUACUUGUGUAACUCAGUCUUGAGUCGUGUGCUCGGUCAACGCAAAACGGCAAAGAGUGCACGGUCUACACAAACGGCAGUGUGCUCAGUCUACACAAACGGCAAAGUGUGCUCGGUCCACACAAACGGCAAAUUGUGCUCGGUCUACGCAAACGGUAAAAAGCUUGGGAAAACAGCGAUCUUAUUUCAUUGUCUCUUCUUGUCCUGCUUUUUAGAUUGAUGUCUACAGUUUCGGCGUUCUCCUCUGUGAAAUGUGCAUUAAGACAUUCCCAGAUUAUCAAAACCGUGAACUUCAAAUCGCUCAGAUGACAAAUCAGGUAUUGCAAGACCUCGUCCGCCGAUGUGUGCGGUAUGAUCCCACUGAAAGACCAGACAUGACAGAGAUUAUUAGUACAUUGGAAGAGUUCAAUAAAACUUUGUAA
Molecule: messenger RNA, 2534 nt
Organism: Pocillopora meandrina
Lineage: Eukaryota; Metazoa; Cnidaria; Anthozoa; Scleractinia; Pocilloporidae
Source: the annotation of a GenBank genome assembly